AUGCAGCAUCGCACCACACAACCGUAUCCGAACGUUGCUCCGUUGCAUCACGUCCCGCAUCAGUCGCAGUCGAGAACGUUAAGCGGCAGCCAAAGCACUCAGCAGCCGUAUCCGUCGCCGAACAUCUACACGCCGCAACCGAGUCUGCAGUCCCCGUUUCUCCAUAGCCAGGCGCAAUUCCAGGCGCAGCAGGCGCCCGCCGAAACGCCGAACUUUUUUCCACCGACUCAGAGUCCUCGGAGCCAGCAUAGCGGCGCCGGAACUUAUUAUCCCACGGAGAAAUCUGAGCCUAUGGCAGCAACCGCGGCGAUGCAGAGGCCUUAUCCUCCCAUCUACCACACUCCACAGUCCAACUCUCCUGCUUCAGUGACCUCGCCCCAGACACAUGAUCCCGCAAGGCCAAUGUAUGGUCAACCGGGGGCGCAAUUGAGCCAGCCAACGAUAUAUGGCUAUCAAUAUGGGAUGAACGCGGUGCACCAGCCCAACUAUGGACAACACCAUCAACAGGCACAGCAACAUCAGAUGAAUUCCCAGUCGAUGCUAGCAUCCUAUCAAUCCGCAGCGCCCCAGAUGCCUCAAGGCCAAGUCAACUCGCACCACCCCGCCGUUUCGAGUAGUCCGAGGUUGAAGUCCGAACAGACGGGAAUGCUGCAGCAACAGCAGCAGCAUCCUACUCCGAUUUCGCAACCGACGUCCUUGCCACAGCAACAACAGCCCCAGCAGCCGCCACCGCAGCAGCAGCAGCAGCAGCAGCAGCAACAGGUGCCCCAAGUCCAACAACAGUCGCAACAGCAGCACCAGCAACAGCAACAACAGCAAAAUCCCAAUCUACCUCCCGGCUCGAAUGCCGCUCCUGGGCCAAUUCCCGCCACAACACCAUUGGUGGUACGGCAAGACGGAAACGGCGUUCAGUGGAUUGCUUUUGAGUACUCCAGGGAUCGUGUCAAGAUGGAGUAUACUAUCCGGUGCGAUGUUGAGUCUGUUGAUGCCAACGCCCUGUCACAAGAAUUCAAAUCGGAAAACUGUGUAUAUCCACGAGCUUGUGUGCCGAAAGAACAGUACAAGGGUAAUCGGUUGAACUACGAGACGGAUUGCAACCAAGUGGGCUGGGCGCUGGCGCAGCUGAAUCCAUGUCUUCGGGGCAAGAGAGGUUUGAUCCAGAGGGCAGUGGACAGCUGGAGGAACAGCAACCAAGAUCCGCGAUUGAGAAGCCGUCGUGUCAGGCGACAAGCAAAGAUGAAUAACAGGUCGAAACUGACGGCAUCAGCUUCGGCCCAAGCACCUGGGUCAGGGGGUCAAGUUUCGACAGGGCUUCCUGGUCCAAAUUCAAUGGCGGCUCCCACCACCAGACCAGCCGGGCCCCUGCCAAACACACAGUCUCAGAUCCUGCAUCAUCCACAGGAUUUGUCUCCUACAGGGCAUGAGAAUGUUGGAGCUCCCACAUACAAUCCUGCACAACAAGCUUACCGACAGAAUUCGGUACCUCAACAUAUGGCAAGCCCAAGUAACUUGCGCCAGAGCCACCACUUCACCGGGUAUCCGAGUUAUGCCACUUCGCUGGCUCCUUCGAUGGGCCCGUCUAUGGCUCCCGCCAUGCAACCUGGGCUGCAUCAUCUCGGACGGCCCGGCGGGACAGCCGCAAUGGCUUCGAAGGACCACGAUGAGAAGGAUGAGGAGGACAACGCUCUGUUCGGAGAGCUGCCCGAGGGCAAGCGACGGAAGUUUAUCCUUGUCGAGGAUACCCAGAAGAACGCCCGUGUGAGAGUCAAGGUCACCCUUGAUCAAAUCGAAAUGAGCGAGAUUCCCGAUUCCUACCGAAAGCAGAAUUCCGUUUUCCCGCGCGCAUAUUACCCGGUCCAGAUGCAAGCUUCUUCCGAGUCGACCCGGGAAGCUCGUUUCGUGGAGGAGGGUGAUGAGGUAGACGGUGGCGUGCCAACUCUUGGGAAGACAGCCGUUUCCGUCCAGACCAGUGACGGUGAGGCCGAGGUGAAUGUGCCCCAAAUUUCCAAAAGCAAGCGCGGUCGGGAACAGAAGAUGAAUGAACUUGGAUAUCGCAUGGCUUGGGGACAAGGUCGCGUGUUCUCAGGCCGGCCAAUCUUCCUUGCACGCGCACUUGACUCUUACCGGAGCAAGCAACGAAGUGCUCUCCUUGCCGCUGGUUCAGACCCGUCGACCAUUCCAGCUCACCUCGAGACUCGACCUGGAAAGAGGAAAUGGCUUGAAAGAACAAGAGCCGCGACGCCGGCACCAACACCACCCAACCCCACUGCCGACUAA
Molecule: messenger RNA, 2277 nt
Organism: Cladophialophora carrionii CBS 160.54
Lineage: Eukaryota; Fungi; Ascomycota; Eurotiomycetes; Chaetothyriales; Herpotrichiellaceae
Exons: 5
Coding region: 1-2277 (758 amino acids)
Source: RefSeq, a predicted model, not a curated record